Messenger RNA from Musca vetustissima, 1035 nucleotides. Its product is annotated as syntaxin-4-like. Gene Ontology annotation, biological process: vesicle fusion; intracellular protein transport; vesicle-mediated transport. The transcript is spliced from 8 exons. NCBI's taxonomy places the organism in Eukaryota, Metazoa, Arthropoda, Insecta, Diptera, Muscidae. Gene Ontology annotation, molecular function: SNAP receptor activity; SNARE binding. Bases 1 to 1035 code for a protein of 344 amino acids. Gene Ontology annotation, cellular component: membrane; synaptic vesicle; SNARE complex. The record is from RefSeq and is a predicted model, not a curated record.
AUGAUUAGAGAUCGCUUAGAGCAACUUAAAGAGGAAUCAAAAUUGCUACAUGCCUCAUCGUCGGAUUCAUUGUGUAUUAUAACCGAAAAUGAUAUUGUGGGCUAUGUUCACAAUGAAAAAACAAAUGGCAAAGAACCACUGCAUCCAGUCGACUCAAAUGAGCAGGAGGACAUGGAACAGGAUGAAGAAACACAGUUUAUUAUUGUACCACAUAAACCUGCCAUGGAUGCGCUUUUCAAAGUGUACUCCCAAAUGCUAGAAGAAUUCAAUACAAUACGAACUAAUUUGGACAAAAUGAGAGAAAUGGUUGCGGCGAAAAAUUCCAAAAGUUUCAAUGAAAAGGAUUUUUACAAUCUACGUCAAAGCUGUACAUUAAUCGGUGGCAAUAUAAUGAAUAAAUUCCAAAGCCUUGAAACAAAUCUGCCACAACCGGAUGAUUUUACAACACUGGCGCGUAUGAAACGUAUUCUCUAUUAUGGCCUAUUUCAAAAGUAUGUGGAUAUAUGGAGCGAAAUGGAGGAGUUUCUGCAGGAAUAUGAGAAUAAUUUGAAACGGACCCUAAGGGCCCAAUCGAGGAUAUUAAACAUUGAACUGAAUGAAGAAGAAAUCGAAACGUUGGUUACCUACAAACAAACAAAUCUAUAUUCAUGCAAUAUUUUAGAAGACACAGAACAUGCCCGCAAAACCUUAGAUGCUUUAACCGCCCGUUUGGGUGAUCUAAAGAAAUUGGAAAAAUCUCUCGAAGAGGUGCAUGCUGUUUUCAUACGACUUCAGACAUUGGUAGUAGAACAGGGCAUGGUCAUACAAAGCAUCGAAAAACAUUAUCUGGAUGCACAAGAUUAUGUGGAGCAAGCAGCUGAAGAAAUAAAAGAAGCAGAAAUUUUACAUAAAAAACAGAUCAAGUUUUGGCACAUAUUCCUUAUUUUUAAACGGAAAAUGAAAAUCAUUCGCCGUGAUCGGAUAACUGUGUUGCCCGGGAUAUUGAUGUCUAAUCCCAAAAAUACUCCAAUUUAUAUUAAGCAACCAACAACCUAA